This is a messenger RNA of Neodiprion fabricii, 2985 nucleotides long. RefSeq names its product reticulon-4-interacting protein 1 homolog, mitochondrial-like. The record is from RefSeq and is a predicted model, not a curated record. The coding region runs from base 316 to 1770 and encodes 484 amino acids. Gene Ontology annotation, cellular component: mitochondrion. NCBI's taxonomy places the organism in Eukaryota, Metazoa, Arthropoda, Insecta, Hymenoptera, Diprionidae. The transcript is spliced from 8 exons. Gene Ontology annotation, molecular function: oxidoreductase activity.
UUUACCAUAACCUGUUGCCUUGGAAAUACGAAAAUGAAUUAAAUUUAAGGAAAUUUGUAUCCGAUGUUCGUCAUCGCACGAUUAUAAGGAUAAAAUCGUCGGGUCGAGCAGUUGAUUCAAAACACGAUAGCCCCAAAAAAUAUCCUUUGCAUCUAUUUUUGAGAUGCAUGCAAUGUGUUAAUCAGUUAUUUAUAUCACUUGUGUGCCGUAUCUCUGGCUGGUUAUUUUCUGGCUUGAGCCUCUCUCAGCUUCAAACGUGAUUCUUGAUCUCGACAAUGUUUUGAAUUAAAAUCAGAAUUUUACUUAAUAUUAACAAUGGACGAAAUUCGUUUUCGAAUAUCCAAUCAACUCGAGACGUUACAGGUUCAAGCAUCAGUGAUAGCACAGCAGGGACAGCAAGUGUUGGCCAGAUGGAUAACGCAGCUUCAACAACUUCUGCAGGAAUUUUACCAGGGAGAAUAUGGCCAACGACUAAAAGAUGUUGGCCAACAACUGUUGACCUGGGCUCACGCUGGAUGGGAACAACUCCAGUUUCAGUAUUAUUCACUGCAAUUCAACCCGCGUGAAUUUUAUCAACAAGUAGCCAACUUGUUUACUGCUGGAGGUAUUCUUCCAGUGUCAAGACGAGAGCUAGCCUUUUGUGUUAUUGGUUUAACUGCCGGAAGUCUUAUAGGAUUUAGCACUGGCUUAAAUUGUCACCACCCACCACAGCACAUGCACCACAUGAAAGCCAUUAUAUGUCAUCAUUACAUUGGUAUUGAGGGUGUCACUACAAUAGACGACGUGGAAAUGCCAGCCAUUCAAAAACCUGACGAUUUAUUAAUCCAAGUAAAAUCUGCAUCUGUGAAUGUCGUAGAUGCAAAAAUAUGUUCUGGCUACGCAAGGACGUACAGACAGCUUCUUAACUCUGGUAAACAGAGAGAUUUGCCAGUGAUAAUAGGAAGAGAUUGUGCCGGAAUAGUGGUUGAUAUUGGUCCAAGUGUCAUAGAUUUUGACAUUGGUGAUGAGGUGUAUCUGGCCGUUCCUUCAUGGGCACAAGGUACCAUGGCAGAAUAUUUGGUAGUUUCAGAAACCGUAGUAGCCAGAAGGCCAAAACUUGUAAACUUUGAUGCAGCAGCCAGCUUACCGUACAGUGGAUGUUUGGCAUGGGAUGCCAUUGUUAAUGAAUCUGUGAUCGCAGAAGGCAAUGCUCGAGGAAAAAGAAUUCUUGUGUAUGGUGGGACUACCCCAGUUGGCUGUAUUUUAAUUCAGCUAACUAAACUUUGGGGUGGUUAUGUUGUUGCAGCUUGUAAACAGCAAGCAAUACCUGUUGCUAAAGCUCUGGGAGCGGACGAAGUUAUUCCCUUCAACGAAUCGAAUAUAGAAAAAGAAUUAGAACUACAAGAUAAAUUCGACGCCAUCUUUUACACCGGUGGUCAACAAAUUAAAGACUGUAUACUGAGAAAUCAUUUACUACUGCAUGGUUCUUACGUAUCCACAGUACCAGAACAUUUGACAUCCGAUACAUUAGGAUUUGUUUUUGGAAGCAUAUUUUCCGGAUAUGUCAGAAUCAAACUGUUAAUACGAUACUUAUUUGGUUUGAAACCAAACCAAUGGAACGAUGGUUCAAAAAUAAACACUGCCAAUCUGGAUGCAUUGCGUCAACUCGUUGAUGCAGAUCAACUACAGGCUGUUGUUCAUAAAGCUUAUGCACCACACAACAUUGAACAAGCCUUACACGAAGCAUUGAAUCCGAAUGCUGUCGGCAGCACUAUAAUUAGAUUCCACUGACGCUUGUAUUAUUUACAGGAUAUACUAAUUCAUGGCUUGGUGAUUCAGUAAUGGUGUUACAACUAUUGCACACCUUGAUAAUACAAAUAUUUUAAUGAAUUGCCAAACCAGACAUUUAUAGUUGGACACCAGAGAAUUCAGGUAAUAUUUUAAUUAUCAAGAAUUGACGUUGACGCUGAAAAGCACAGUUUCAGUCUGGCCAAUUAUCACUUCAAAUUUGCGAGUGUGUCUUCCACGUAACUUCAAAAUUGCGAUAGACUCCACUCGUAACCAGCUCAAAUUAAGGCCAUAUUUACAUAAAAUGGCCCCUAAAAUUCAGGGUAUAAGAAUGGGGAGCUGUAAUACAAAGUUAAGUUUGUAAAUGUUUAUAGCAUGUUUUAUUAUCAAAUAUAUAUACAUAUAACUAGAUAUGAAGGAAAGUUUAAGAACUAAUCAUGAGUUGCCUUAACAAAUUAUAAACUGUUAAUUAUUUGAACUUUUGUGCAAACAAAAUAUAUACACAUAAUGUUUAAUUUGAAAAUGGAUGAAUUUUUAUUUAAUUGAAGUUAUAACUGCAGAUUUAUUGACAUUGUUUGGCAAGACAUAAAUGGCCAACAGUAAAAGUAAAGAAUUCAUAAUAAAAGAAUGAAUUCAAUUCAGCUAGUAAUUCAUGUCUAUAACGGAUCAUUUGCAUAAUAGAAAAAUUUGUUACUUGGAAUAAUUAUAAUUCGAAAUUUCACUUGAAUUACUUUGUUGUAAAAAUCGACAGACCCAGGGCAGACCUCUUAACAGAGGAAUUUAUACUCCUGAGUUGCAUGACAAAAUUUUGAGAUAACUUUCCAUUUAUUUGGCUUUUCCUCGAAAUUUACCUCUUCCAGCAGGUUUGCCUUUUUUUGCUGGUGUCUUUUUGUCAUCGGCCUGUUGUGUUAAACAAAAAAUGAAUUAAUCAAUAUGUCGUGGUAAAUCUGAGUGUUAGAUUCCUAAAUAAGGCAAGGCAGUAAAACCUCUUUAGUGGCAACUCCUAGGGGAAAAUGUUAAUGCAGUUAAUAGUUCCUUGUCAAACAUGACAGGGACGAAUCAUCAAACAUCUAAUAAAAAUGACUUAUCUAUAUUUAUCAACAAAAUUUAACUAAAGUUACGAAAUUAAGAUUAAAUUUUUUGAAAUUAUACAAGCUUAUUAUAAUGUUGACUUGAUACAUGAAAUUCCAAGCUCAAUAAAAAUGUUAUCUGCUUUUA